GAAGGAAAGAAAAAGAAAUAUACAACCCAACAACACCAAUUGCCAACACAACUACUGAUUUAGUUUUUCCAACCAUAGAUAUAGUUUUUUGCCCCAACUAACUAUUAACUAUAGACAUUAGUUUCAAAUUUGGUUCUGUAAAACUAACACACAUAUCAUUUCUUAUCUCCAGCUAAUGACCUCUUCUCUUCUCUAUCAGUGUAACAUCUGAAGGGACUGCAUAGUUUGGGUGUUGGAUUUGCUGAGUUUAUCAAUGGAAGAUGCUGGAGGUUCCAAAUUGCAUGGAAUUAAGCAGAUUGUGAGAUUGAAGGAAAUAUUUCAGAAGUGGCAAACUGUAACUCUGGGCUCAAAAGAUUCCAACAAUCAUUCUGAUGUGACUCGUCAUCAUGGGGGCAUAUCACCAAUGAUUAACAAAAGGCUAACAAAUAUUGUGUAUUGUGACUCUGAUGAGGAUGGUUGCUACAGCCCUCAACCACCACAUGAUGUUCCCAAAGGGUACUUAGCCGUCUAUGUUGGGCCUGAGCUUCGGAGGUUUAUCAUUCCCACAACCUACCUUAGCCACCCUUUGUUCAAGGUUUUGCUGGAAAAAGCUGCAGAGGAAUUUGGGUUUGAUCAGAGUGGUGGACUCACCAUUCCAUGUGAAAUUGAGACCUUUAAAUACCUCUUGAAUUGCAUAGAGAACCAUGAUGACAGCUCCAACUCUUGGUGGAAUUGCAGCUGGAAACACAGGAACUGUGGAAGAAUAACUAAUUGGUCUGAUCUUUAUAGAGGUGCAAUCAUAGUGCUGGUUUCAAGUGUAAGGAAGGUUUCCUUUGCUUCUAUCUUCAUUGUUAUGAUUUCUUGCGUGAACAAUGAUAGAAUACCCCAUUUAGAAAGAUUUCUGAUGCCUUAUUUGCUUGUAGAACAGUUGUUAAACAUCUAUGUACUUUUCAUCCAAUGUUCUCCUAAUACAUGUACUUUGCCAACAUAUUCAAAUAGAAAAUUUUUGACAUUUAAUGUACCAUUUUCCACUAAGGGAUGCGAAAAUGUGUGUUUCAUUUUUGGGUUUGAAGUAAUUGAUUUUCAAUUGUAUGAUUCUCAACCAUCAUUCUCGUGAUUUAGGCUUUGUUCA
Molecule: messenger RNA, 1111 nt
Organism: Glycine soja
Lineage: Eukaryota; Viridiplantae; Streptophyta; Magnoliopsida; Fabales; Fabaceae
Exons: 3
Coding region: 254-1096 (280 amino acids)
Biological process (GO): response to auxin
Source: RefSeq, a predicted model, not a curated record